Messenger RNA from Ahaetulla prasina, 2302 nucleotides. Its product is annotated as interferon-induced protein with tetratricopeptide repeats 5-like. Gene Ontology annotation, biological process: defense response to virus. The coding region runs from base 303 to 1670 and encodes 455 amino acids. The record is from RefSeq and is a predicted model, not a curated record. Lineage: Eukaryota; Metazoa; Chordata; Lepidosauria; Squamata; Colubridae. Gene Ontology annotation, cellular component: cytosol. Gene Ontology annotation, molecular function: protein binding. The transcript has 2 exons.
GGUUACUAGAGGGUCGGUUUGCCCGGGAGACCCGCUGUCUAACCGCUUUCCCCUUGUCAACCAGACGAGACGGCCGACGCCCCAAAUCGAACAAACAAAAACCAAGUAAGCCACCAACCGACCCCCCAACAGUUAAGGCAACUCGGGAUCAUCGCUGACACAUUCUCGGCUCCGCCGCGACUUUCACUUUCGAUUUUCAGAACUCUGGCGCGGAAAACGAAACCGGCGCUGCCCCCGCCCGUCUCUCUUCGCGUUUUGCUCCAAAUCGAGAGAGGCAGCCCGAGCGCGAACACUGUGCAAGGAUGAGUUCCCCACCUUACAGGAGACCCCUGAAGGAGAAGCUCCAGCACCUGCAGUGUCACUUCACCUGGGACUUUGAGAUCAAAGACAAGGUGCACAUCAGACACAUCUUGCAUACUCUGACCGUCCGCCUGGAGCACGACCCCCUCUAUAAGCGGGGCACCUACCUUGCCCUGAAGGCCUAUCUGCGCCACCUGGAGGGGAGCCCCAAAGGGGCCCUGGCCAUCCUGCAGGAAGCCAAAGAGGUCUUGAAGAACGAGCCUCCAGAGACCUUCUCACGCCAGGUCCUGCUGGUGUACGGGAACUACGCCUGGAUCUAUUACCAUUUGACCGAUUAUGACAAGGUGGAUCUCUACUUGGCCCAGAUCCGCCAGAUCUGCCGGGACCUGUCCAGCCCUGAGCCCUACUCGGCUGUGAUCCCGGAGGUCUACGCCCAGAAGGGUUGGUCUCUCUUGGCCAUGGGCUUCCGGAACGGCCAGCUGGCCAAGGAGUGUUUCCAGAAGGCCCUGGCGCUGCAGGGACCAAGCGUGGAGCUGCAGGAGGGCCUGGCCUUCUCCGCCUUUGCUUCCUGGACACACUGCUACGAUGAGAAGUUACAGAAAGAGAGCCAGAAGUUGCUGGAAGGGCUGAUCUGCAGCCACCCUGAAAAUUAUGAAGCCAAAGUAUAUUUGGCACAGAUUCUCCGUAAGAAAGAUGAUGAAAGAGCAUGGCACCUUGCUGAAGAUGUGGUCCAGAACAGUCUCAACCCGGAACUGCUGAGAAUUGCGACCAAGGUUUAUAAGGUCCACUCUCUCUCCCAGGGCAUUUCCACCCUGAAGAAGGCCAUCGGCCUCUGCGGUGAUUACUAUCUCCUGCACUACGACCUUGGCAUCAGUUACAUGGACCUCUUAGAUCGAGGAACCAAGGGGAAGCGAGCGGAGAUUGUGGAGGACGCCAUUGGGUGCUUCAGACGGUCUCUGGAAGGCAAUCCUGAAUCCACAUUUUCCCAGCUGAAGCUGGCAAAGUUGUACGGAGAAAGGUGCCAGCUUUACGAGGAGGAGGUCUACCUGGGCAUAAUGGAGGACCUGCCAACCGCCAGCAAGAGAUGCCAGCAAUCUUUCUAUCUGCACUGGGGGGAUUUCCUCCUCCGCAAGAAGGGGCAGAGGCAGGCAGCGCUGCGGGCGUACAAAGCCUGCUUGGAGGUGCCAGGAGACCACCCUCUGGAGCAGAAGCAGCUGUGGCUGCGUCUGAAAGAGCUGGCCAGGGUCUUUCGUUCGGAAGGCGACACGGAACAAGAGAGUGCUGCCCAGAUUCUGCUGAGCAAACUGGCAGCAAAACGUGAGGGGGCGCCCUCUGCAGCGCUUGCCUCACCCUCACGUGACUCUCCCUAGGAGCCAGCUGGGAAUAUCGGGGUGCUGCAACCCAAAUGGGUGGUGCCCCCUCGCAGCCCUGAGCUACUCCUGGAGUGUUGCUGGAAAGCAAUAUAACGUUUGUGCAACCUCUCCCUCCUUCCCUUCCCUUCCCCUCUUUAUUGCAUGAAUACUCCAGGGAGCACUCUGGACAAUUCUACAACUAGCUACAAGAUAUAAUAUUGUGCCAGGUGCUACGCGUUGACACUUAAAAUCCGAGCGUGACUUGUGCCACCAAGUAGAAUUAAGGAGGAUCUAGUUAAGAGGUUUCCAAACUUGACAACUUUAAGACUUGGGGACUUCAGCUCCCAGAAUUCUUCAGCUCUGCUGGCUGAGGGACUCUGGGAGUCGAAGUCCACGAGUCUUAAAGGGACCAAGGUUGGAAACCCCAGCUCUGUUGUAUUAGAUUUUGUGUGCCAUAUACUAACCCUUUCCCCUACCACCAUCUAAUGCUCCUACCCUGCCUCUUCCUUUUUUGGUCUUCUGCUUGUUUCAGAUACCUUCUUAUAACUUUCAGCUUUCCAAAAUCGUUAUUUUCUUGAUUUUGCUGUAUUUUUAAUUGCCUGCACCUCACUGUCCUUACGGGGUCCGUUGACCAUAAUAAAGACUGCAGA